Messenger RNA from Petromyzon marinus (sea lamprey), 2921 nucleotides. RefSeq names its product suppressor of cytokine signaling 5-like. Gene Ontology annotation, cellular component: phosphatidylinositol 3-kinase complex. The record is from RefSeq and is a predicted model, not a curated record. Gene Ontology annotation, molecular function: 1-phosphatidylinositol-3-kinase regulator activity. Lineage: Eukaryota; Metazoa; Chordata; Hyperoartia; Petromyzontiformes; Petromyzontidae. Gene Ontology annotation, biological process: phosphatidylinositol phosphate biosynthetic process; intracellular signal transduction.
ACGAGACCCUCCCCCUCGCCCAUUGUUUCCCGCGCAUUGUGUGCGGGGACCGUGUGGAGCGGAGGAGGGCGAGGGAGCUGAGCGGCGGCGGCGGAGAAGAACGUCAAGAGGCGGACAUUGCUCGCUCGCUCGCUCUCUCGGGGUGCUUCAAUGGAGAGGGUUGAGAAGGCCUGGAUCAGCUUGAAGUACAAAUGCCACAGCUGGUUUAGUGAGUGUCGUGAAGCUGAGGGGUCGACCGCCUCUCAUCCGGAGGGAGCUCCCACUGCCCAGCAACAGCAAGGAUCGCCGGCUCACGAGAGCCCCACAAUGGCUGCGAUGGAGAACGCCUCGGGCUUGAACGUGGAGGUGGCGGAUAGCGGUGACAAAGCCGCAGAGGGCGAAGGCUCUGACAUUGUUGUUAUUGUGCCAGAGAUCACGGUGGGGUUAAAUUCUCCCCAGGAUGGCGGCUCGGGGGCAAAACCAAAAUCCAAAGUCGGUGCUGUUAACUCAUUGAGAGAUUCGUACUUCCGCCAUGCUCCCUGGGCCAGCAAGAAAAAACGCUCCCAGAGCGGUGGUGGUGGUGGUGAUGGCUGUGGUGGUAGCGAUAUGCGGUGUGCCGGUGACGAUGCUGCCGCCUGCUUGGAUGCAGACGACCUUAAUGUUCAGCCGAGGCUGGUGGGCGAAGAGGGCCGCGAUGGUAGUGCUGACGCUGAGGUGGAGAGCGCAGAGGCGCGCGUGUGCACGGAACACCGCUUUGAGCAGACCCCUGCACGCUCGCGAACGCUGCGUAACCGCCUGCAAGACACCGUCGGGCAGUGCUUUCCAUUGUGCGGCACCGGCGCGCGUCGCCACCACGCCUCGUAUGGCGCUUGUGACAGUAGCAACAACAGGCUGUCUGUCGGGCAGCUUUCGAGCAAACGCAAGAUUCACUUGUCGGAGCUCAUGCUGGACCACUGCCCGUUCCCAGCAGGCUCGGAACUGGCACGCAAAUGGCACCUCAUCAAGCAGCACACGGCACCGGUGGGAGCAUCGGUAGGGUCGACGCGCGGGCCGUUCCUCACGGCUACGCUGGACGUGGCGGAGGAUGAGGAGGAUGCCCUGCGGGAGCGCAGGAGGAUGAGCAUAGAGGAGGGCGUGGACCCGCCACCUGAUGCGCAGAUUCACACCUUUGAGACAACGGCACAGAUCAACCCGUUGUGCAAACUUGGCCCCAAGCUGGCACCUGGCAUGAGCCAGCCGAACACACCGCCAGCGGGGCACAGUGGCGCCGGCGCCGAAUCCGGCUCCGAGGAUGAUGAGCUGCCCCUUGCAGUGCUCGCGCCGCCCCAGAGACACCGGCUGGAGUCCAGCUCGGCGCUCAUGUUCAGCCAGCUUCUCUGUCAACAGGUGCAGCAGCAGCUGCAGCAGUCGGCGGCAGUGAUGGGGGCAGCGGCGGGGCCUGCGGUGGGCGGGCUGGUGCGCCUCGCGCACACGCAGAUCGACUACAUCCACUGCUUGGUUCCAGAUCUGCUGGACAUCACACAGAGCCCCUUCUACUGGGGCGUGAUGGACCGGUACCAGGCGGAAGCCCUGCUCGAGGGCCGUCCCGAGGGCACCUUCCUGCUGCGUGACUCUGCCCAGGAGGACUACCUCUUCUCUGUAAGCUUCCGGCGCUACGGUCGCUCGCUGCACGCACGUGUCGAGCAGUGGAACCACAACUUCAGCUUCGAUGCACACGACCCUUGUGUGUUCCACGCGCCGGCUGUCACGGCGUUGCUGCGCCAUUACAAGGACCCGAGCGCAUGCAUGUUCUUUGAGCCUCUGCUCGCCACGCCGCUCCACCGCUCGUUCCCCUUCAGCCUGCAGCGCCUGUGCCGUGCCUCUAUCUGCGGCCGCGUCACCUACGACGGCAUCGACGCAUUGCCGGUGCCACACGUGCUCAAGGAUUACCUCAAGGAGUACCACUACAAGCAGAAGGUGCGCGUGCGUCGGCUGGACGAGCCACUUUGGCUGCGCUGAUGACAACGGUACGGUGGUGGUGGUGGCAGCACUGCAGGGUCCAGCACUGGGAGCAUCGAAUGCUCGAUUGGGUUUGUAACAAAUCGUGAGUUAAGCUCGAUCCUUAUGCGCACGGUUUGUGCAUUGUAAGAAUGGAUUAUAUACGGUUCGUAUGUGAUUGAUUUUUAGAAACUGGAGUUUCGUCGACACCUUUGCGGCCACUGAAAUUUCUACGUGCACCACAAUGGCAAAAAAAAGAAUAUUUGUGAAUCCAAUCGUGAUGCCAAUUUGUGAAAAAUCAUCAAAAUAUAGGAGUAAAUUGUUCCAAGUCCGCUGUUCACCUAUGGAUUGGGGGGUGCACCUCUGAAUACAACCACCUGUGAUAUUGUUUGUAUUAUUGACUCGUGUGAGAAUACCUACACAUUUUAAUUCAACGUAUGACAAGACAUCAAGAAUUGUACCUGCCUCAGCAACAGGUUGGCCAACCACGCAUACAGAAGUUUUCCUGUGGCAACUAGCAGCAGCAUCAAUUCUAUACGGAGAGAAGAAAUGGCAAUAUUCGUCACCACCAGCCAAGAAGAUGCACUAACGGUGACUUAGGGGUUGAGGUGAGGGCUUGAGUUUGUAGCUUUACAUAUUACAUGUGCAGGAGAGAUAUGAUAUGUGUGUACUGCAUAUGUGAACACACGUAUACACGCACGCAUACAGGACACGGAUACAAAUUAGAGGUGUAACGAUUCUGUAAAAAUCCGAAUCGUGCGUUAAUUUGUGUCUCAAAGAAGUGGUGAUUUUGGAUUCCUAUAUGUAAAGAUUUCACGUGACUCCUGCAACCACUGGAGGCCCCUCCAUUCACAAAGUAACAAGCAAAAAUAUUUUCUUGAAUCAAAUCACCACCUUGCAUUGGACCAUUUGUCGAAUCACCGGGGGAAUGAAUCAUUACACCCUUAAGUUAAAAGCUUUCUGUA